AUGGGCUAAAAUAAUAACAAAUUCGUUGCAGUUUAUAAUUCAGGACCGAAUGUCCCAAUGAAUAUAGGGAAGACUAUGCCCCAAACUCAAAGGUCUAUCAAUUUGAGAAGUAAAGGAAACAACAUUAACAAUUAAUCCUCUUAAAACUAAAAUUCUGCUAAUAAUAGUGCUAAUUUAACCGGAUCUAAGAUAAGUCGAUCUUUUAAUUUUGAUUUGGUGAACAGCACUAGACCUAACUUGCCUUACAGCAUGAUUGAGCAUCCUUAGAAAAAUGGAUGCGAUGCAGUUUACGCUUGUGGGCCGCUUAGCAGACAAAGAUACAUAAAUCCAAAAUUGGAAAAAGAACUUGUCGAUUUCAAAAAGGAAGUUGAAGAUAAAUUUUCAAAGUCGCUUUUAUCUACCUUCGCAUAUCCUAGAAUUUCCCUUCCUCAUGAUUCUUAAGAUGAUUUAACUUUGAUCAAUAUUGAUCAUAACAAUGACCUUAGCUAAUUCUUAUCAGAGGCUGAGGUAAAUUAUUCCAAGGCUUAGAGAGCACCAAAGACUGUUAGAAAACUUUUGGAUCAUACAAGUUUUCUUAACUAUUAGACUGAAGGACUAGGCAGUGCUAACUCUAACAUGCAACCCUCCAUCAAUAUGUCUAUAAAUUAUGAGUAAAUGCAUGAAAAUGGAGGAAAUAACAGUAAUCUCGGAUCAAUUCCAAUUCUUAAAAAGAAUUAGAAAUACGAUUAGCAACUAGAAAAUAUACUGAAAAAUUCAGGGGUAAUGGAGAAAACAGCUAUUUUAAGAAAAUUGGAAAAUCACAACAAUCAAAAUCAUUCUAGAUUUAAAGAUGGAAACAGUAGCUUUAAAAUGCCUGAUUUAAUUAACAAUAACAUGAAUAGAAGUAGAUAUUAAGAAAAUGAUUCAUAGCUGCAUGGCUCUAGUAAAGAUAGAUCAUCUAAAGUGAAAACUCAUAGAUAUCCCUAGAACAUUCCACCUGUAAAUCAUAAGAUGAGUAACAUCAUUAAUGUAAACAAUCCCUAAGUUAUUAUUCAAUCCCCUCAAAAUAAUACUAUUAUCCUAGUUGAUGGUGCUAGCAUGAAGGAUUCUAAUAGCAGAAAUAUUAUCAAUCAAUUGGAAAAGAGUGGCCUUAUCUCAGGCAAGUACGAAAAUCACUCUAAAGAUAACCACAUUAACAAAAGAAACUUGCAGCAAUCCAGAAUCUUCGACAACUAUGUGAAAAAUCAGAAAAUACUUAAUAACAGUAUGAACCCCACAGUAAACCUAGUAAAUAAUAACAUCAGCUAAAAUGCUUCAUCAAGGAAUCAAAUGAAUGUUUCAACCACAAAAAACAGAGCAAAGUAUGAGACUAAUAACAGAUCUAUGGCUAGAAACUACUAGUAUUCUGUGGCUGAGAAGGAUUAAGUUUCUAAAUCUUUUAUUUUCCCACCCUCUUCUCUUGGUAAAAAGUAGCUUUGA
Messenger RNA from Stylonychia lemnae, 1458 nucleotides. NCBI's taxonomy places the organism in Eukaryota, Ciliophora, Spirotrichea, Sporadotrichida, Oxytrichidae. The record is from the annotation of a GenBank genome assembly.